Molecule: messenger RNA, 903 nt
Organism: Fonsecaea multimorphosa CBS 102226
Lineage: Eukaryota; Fungi; Ascomycota; Eurotiomycetes; Chaetothyriales; Herpotrichiellaceae
Exons: 1
Coding region: 1-903 (300 amino acids)
Source: RefSeq, a predicted model, not a curated record
AUGACCAAACUCUCCGCCGCGACCGCUACAAACCCCACAAACCUCCCACCUCGCUAUGAGAUCCGGAGACUGACAGAGGAGCAUAUCGAGUGGGUCAAGGCGAUCGUGCUCCACUCCAACAUGUUCUACUCCCCAGUGUGGCCGGUGUGUUACCCGGAAGCGAAGACGGCACGGCUCUACCGGGGAUUCGGUGCGGUGGACUACCUGAUCCGCCAUCAGAUCGAGUCAGGCCACAGCUUUGGCGUCUUCGACCUGGAGUACAAGUUCAAGCGAGACGAGUCGAAAUCGACUGGCGGGAAACUGUACUGGGACUUGAAGGACGAGACGCUCGACCAAGAUCAGCUCCUGCAGCAGAUGGACUUCCCGCUGGUCAGCGUUGCGCUGGCGUACGACGGACUGCACGAACUGGACAUGGAGAAGAUCAUGCCUUUGAUCGAGUGCCUCCCGCUGUUUGGCGCCGUCUACCACGUGCUCGAGGAGUCGGACCCUCGCGAGGCCGCCAGCUGGAAACCUACGGGGGAGAAACAGGUCCUGAUGCGCAACGCCACGAGCACCCGACACGACGCAGAGGGGAAUGGCAUCAUGAAGGCCCUGGCCCAAUUCCUGAUGCGCUACGCCGCCGAGCAGGGGUUCCGCGGCAUCCAGAUCGAAUGUCUCGCCGACGCCGUCACCAAAGUGUGGUCCCAGCCCCCGGCACCUUUCAAAAGCACCAUCGUCGCCGAGUUCAACACGCAGGACUAUGAGGAAGAGGUCGAGGUUGACGGUGUCAAGAAGAAGGUCAAGCCUUUUGGGGAGGCCAAGCAGAGAGCCACCAAGGUCUAUUGCGAGCUGAAACCCACCCAGAACGGGCACGCAAAUGGACUUGCACCUGCAGCGGUCCCGGCAGUGGGAGCCCUCGGUUGA